Adineta steineri is the source of this 363-nucleotide messenger RNA. NCBI's taxonomy places the organism in Eukaryota, Metazoa, Rotifera, Eurotatoria, Adinetida, Adinetidae. The record is from the annotation of a GenBank genome assembly.
AUGAGAAGUAAUCUUGAUCCAUUUGGUUUUUAUUCAGAUGCAGAAAUAUGGAAUGCACUUGAACAAAUACAAUUGAAAACAUUUGUGAAAGAUAGAAUGUCACAUGGUCUUCAUUCAUUAGUCAAUGAAAAUGGAUCUAAUCUAACAACUGCUAAUAUUAACAAUAUAACAGAUGAAUUGAUUCAAAAAGCUAUUCGUGAUAAAUUCAAAGAAUGUACAGUAUUAACAAUAGUACAUCGUUUACGAACAAUUAUUGAUAAUGAUUGUAUUAUGUGCUUAGUAAUGGAAUUUACUUUACUAGUAGAACAAACAGGAUUAGCCGAAGCUGAAUAUCUUCGAACAUUAGCAAAUUCUUCUGAAUAA